AUGGACUCUCUGAACGCCUUUGUAUCCGACCCACGAUAUCAUGACAUCCUAGCUAUCCUCAAGGGUGCUCGUAACGGCCUGGUCUAUGGAGCCAAAAUCCGAUUUCCACAUGCUUUGGUCAUGACUUUGAUCUUUCAUGGAGAUAGACCAUGGAAGGAUCGUCUUCGGUUUGUGGUCAACGCAACCAGACAACAUGCGUUAAACCUUUGUAAAUUCGUCACCAUUUACAAAACCGCCUUGUUGCUCCAACGAAAAGUGAAUGGAGGAAAAGAAAAGAACGCCGAUACGUUUUUCGCUGGGCUAAUUGGUGGAUGGCUUGUAUUCGGAGAACGAAAUGCCAUCAAUGAGCAAAUCGUGUUGUACUGCGUUUCUAGGGUGGUCUCCUCCUUCUUACCUCGGGCAAGCCCCCCGAGAGCCUCAAGCCAUCCUGGGAUAAUCGUGACACAGAACACUCCUAGUCCUUCAAGUAUCAGACAGCCCCCACUUGCGAAUGAAAACCUUGCUCCAAAUGGAAUGCCCCGGCCACCCGGAUUUCCCUACCCAGCCUCGGUCCCAAUCGAUAAACGAAUAUUUGAAAUCUACGCAGCUCUUACUUGGGGCGCUGUCAUGUGGCUUUUCCGCUGGCGAAGAGAGAGACUGCAAGGUGGUCUGAUCAACAGUAUGCAGUACUUGUAUCUUGAUUCCGAAGUUUGGACUAAUUUGAAGAACCUUCUAUGGCACAACAUUGCGUAA
Puccinia triticina is the source of this 732-nucleotide messenger RNA. RefSeq lists its product as uncharacterized. Gene Ontology annotation, cellular component: peroxisomal membrane. The transcript is spliced from 5 exons. Lineage: Eukaryota; Fungi; Basidiomycota; Pucciniomycetes; Pucciniales; Pucciniaceae. Bases 1 to 732 code for a protein of 243 amino acids. The record is from RefSeq and is a predicted model, not a curated record.